ACAAAAUACUAAUCCACACUCUGUGCAAUCUUUACUCAAAGCUAGUUUCAAGAGCCAAGCAAACACGAUGUCUCUGAUUCCAAGCAUUUUCGGUGGCCGCCGAAGCAACAUCUUCGACCCAUUUGAUGGGUUUCCGUUCUCAAACUCAAUGGGCAUUGCCCCUUCCUUCGCCGGCGAAGUCUCUGCUUUUGGCAUCGACUGGAAGGAGACCCCACAAGCCCACGUCUUCACCGCGGAUCUCCCAGGGAACAAAAAGGAAGAACUCAAAGUUGAGGUUGAAGAGGGCAGAGUUCUGCACAUCACUGGGGAGAGAAGCAGACAGCAUGAGGAGAAGAACGACAAAUGGCACAGAAUCGAGCGGAGCAGUGGAAAAUUCAUGAGGAGAUUCAGGCUGCCGGAGAAUGCCAAAGUUGAGGAGGUGAAGGCCGGCAUAGAGAAUGGAGUUCUGACUGUGACAGUGCCCAAAAUGGAAGAGAAGAAACCAGAAAUCAAGUCCAUUGACAUUUCUGGUUAGACAGAAUCUUGUUGGUGCAUCUGAUGCUGUCUCUGCCCAUGUUUGGAUCAGUUGUUAAUGUGUCAAUGAAUGGUGUUGAAUAAAUGGUGUCUCUGAAAAUAGAUUUUGUUUUGUUGGUGUCUUCUUCAGUAUGUCUGUAACUUCGAAAGCAUGAAAAGAUGUUUGGGUUGUGCGUGAUGUCAUAUGAUGUGAAAUGAAUACCAUCUAAGUUGAGUUUUCA
Momordica charantia (bitter melon) is the source of this 734-nucleotide messenger RNA. RefSeq names its product 18.1 kDa class I heat shock protein-like. Lineage: Eukaryota; Viridiplantae; Streptophyta; Magnoliopsida; Cucurbitales; Cucurbitaceae. The record is from RefSeq and is a predicted model, not a curated record.